Messenger RNA from Triticum aestivum (bread wheat), 3776 nucleotides. RefSeq lists its product as uncharacterized. The coding region runs from base 447 to 800 and encodes 117 amino acids. Lineage: Eukaryota; Viridiplantae; Streptophyta; Magnoliopsida; Poales; Poaceae. The record is from RefSeq and is a predicted model, not a curated record. The transcript is spliced from 4 exons.
CUCCGAGCGUAACGAAAUUUUUGACGUUUCCACUUUUGCCCUGGCGACCGAUUCCACUCCUCUCGUCUCGGGACUCCCACUCCUCUCGCGUUCCUCUCUCCGACAGCCCCAAAUCCCUAGCUCACCCACUCCUCCCUAGUGUCGUUGCUGCCGCCUCCCACUCGCCGGCAUCGUUGAGCCUCCCUCUAGCCGGUGUCUCCUCUCCCAUUCCCCUCGCUCACCUACUCCCCUCCAAAGAUGGCGUCGUCCCCUCUGCCCGUCUGGUGUCCUCGCCUAUCUUCCAAAGAUUGCUUUUUUUUACUCCAACGCAUCUGAAGCGGUGAUGGGUACUUGUGCGGAGGCGGCGGAGGCAGCGGCGGCGCUGUAUCUAAAGAGGGCACCAUAGCAGCAAUGGCAGCAUUGGAUCUGAAGCGGUUGACGGCACCGUUGCGGCGGGAGGAGCAAUUAUGGCGAGCACUACCACGACGAUCUGCUUUUUUGCUUGUGAGGAACAAAGGGAACAAAAGGAGUACUGCUCUAGUGAUGCUCUACUGACUUGCUGUACAUUUUCCAAGACGAUUGAUCGAUGCAGCUGCUACCUGCUGCUGCUGUAUGCACCAUGUCUGAAGAAGACCCCUCUGUGGACCGAACUCUCUGGAGUACUGGUUGUCUGGUCCAGCAUCGACAUGCAAAAUCGAACCCUUUCUCUCUUAUUCUUCUCUUUCAAAGGCGGCUUCACCCUGUUGGAGUGCCUCCUUAUCAUUAAGCUGGAAUUUCCUGUGGAGUGUGGAGCGGCUGACACCCAAUGCAGCAGCAAGUGAUCAUAUGCUUGACCUUCUGUGUAGUGGAACUGCUGAGAUUUGUGAUAGAAAGCCAUCAACCACUUUUGUGCCGCAUCUUUCUGGUUGACACAUCCACCUGUUGACCAAGAGCAAUCUGUUUCUUUGCUAUCUUCCAAAUUCUUUUAAUGAGUUGGAUGUCUACUUGAAACAAUGCAGCCACGUCCUGCUUAUCGUUCCCUUUCAAAUCUCCACCUCUCUUAAUACUUAGCGCUUGCAUUGCCAUAUAAGCAGCAUAUCUCUUCUCAUUUGUUAGUGAUUUUCUCUUCCUCCGUAUUUGUUGAACACCUACAGUAGCAAUGCAACAAGAAAAUUAGAGAAAUUGUGCACUUGGAGAACAUGGAUGAAUAUAAAUUCAGUAAAAUCCACUUGGCUGAAUUUGAAUGCACUUAAGCGCAUAUAUAUCUUCAGUUAAGUGCAUUCAAAUUCAGUUAAGUCCAUUUAAAUCCACUUGACCAAAUUUGAAUGCACUUAAGCACAUAUAUAUUCAGUUAAGUGGAUUCUAAACUUAUUGCAGACUUGUGGUACAUAUAGUGUAAUUAAGUUCAUUUUAAUUCAUUUAAGUAGUAUGUAAAUACAUAUUCAGUUAAGAAUAUGUAUAUUCAAUUUACCUGCUUCUCCCACUGCUUCUCCCAUAGCUUGAUCCUCUUCUUCUCCCACUGCUUCUCCCAUAGCUUGAUCCUCCUCUUCUCCAACAACAUGUUCCUCUUCUCCUCCCACAUCUUCAUCCACAUCUUCUGGUGGAGAAAAGUUUAGGUCAAAGUUCAUGUUCCAAAUUCAGAGUUUGGAGCUGGAGCUGGAGUACAAGAAGCAAACAUAUUAAGAAUUUUGGAAUAAAAGUAAAUUGUUGGAGUACAAGUAAUUGGAGUAUGAACAUUUAAAUGGAGUAAACUUUUGCUUGAUGUCAAUUUAAAUUCAGAAUUGCUACAAAUUGCAGUCAAUUUAAGUGCAUAGGUUUGCAAUCAAUUUACCAUUGGAGUAGGAGUAAAUAUUGGUUUGUCUAGGUUUGUGCUAAGUGGUUGUUUUCUGUAAAUUAACAACAUGAACCAUGUCAAAUUCAGUUAAUUAUUGUACUGCAUUGGUUUCUUUAAUGUUGCGAUUCUUUAAUUCUCUGUUCUUUGAAAUCAUCAGGACUCCUGAUCAAUUAAGAUCAUGCAAUCUGUUUUCUCUGUUUGCUCUACUAUAUUCUCUGUGUAAAGUGAAAUACUAAGUCAUUCUCUGAAUAACGCCACUUGCUGCCACUAUAUUCUCUAUAAUUCUGAUUAAAUCAUCAGCUUGUGAGGUGAGGCACUAAAACUCUUGUGACAACAAGUCACCCAUACUUGAGGUGAGGCACCCAUCAGCUUGUGAUAACAACAAGUCACGCAUCAUAAUUGUGUGUACAUAAGUGUUUGGUGAGAGUGGCUCUACAAAUCAUAACAAGAAGUAUUCCAAGUAGUUCAGCUCAGAUGCAUCAUAAUUGUUCAUAUCAUAAUUGUACUACUGAAAAUUGUUUGGAUCAUUAUUGUUCUGCUGAUAUCUACUGAUUUUUUCCAUUAACACUGAUUUUUCAAUUAACAAUAUUCAGUUAACACUGAUUGUUGUAGCUGCUGUAAUCAGUUUAUUCCAGUUGAUAUGUACCUUGUCCUUGUAAUCACUUGUUAAAACUUGUUGUUAUGUUCAGUUUGAAGUAUAUCUGGCAGCUGUUAUUGAUCUGUACCUUGUCUCUGCAAUCAAUUGUUAAAUCUUGCUUCUGUUGGUCAAUUUGAAGUGAAUCUUACUGCUGUUGUUGAUCUAUACCUUGUCUCACAGUAUUGCAUUUCAAAUUUCUGUUUCCUGGAUUAAAAUUUCAAUUUCCUGCAAACAAUUUAAUCAGUAUUGCAAUUCAAAUUUCAGUUUCACUUCAAAUUUCCUGGAGUAUUGUACUGAUCUCUAUCUUGUUUGUCGGCUUCUCUGUUGAUCUGGAGCCUCGAGAUUCUCUACUUCUCGUUUGAUCUGGAGCUUCUCUGCUUCUCUACUUCCUGCAAUCUUCUCUGAUGCUUCUCUAAUGAUCUUCUUUGUUGAUUUUGUUGCAGCCUGGAUCUUCUGGCCAAGGAGGAGCACAGCGAGUAGCAGCCUGGGCACUGACUAGGAGGCGUUGGGGCCUGGGCGAGCCUGGGAGGAGGCGUUGGGGCCUAGGCGAGGAGGCGCUAGGCGCAGCGAGCCUGGGAGAGGAGCCGAUGGGCGUAGCGAGCUGGAGGCGCUGGGUCGAGGAACUGCUGGUGCUGGGCGAUGGCGACGUGCAGGAGCUGCUGGUGCUGGGCGACGGUGACGUGCAGGAGCUGCUAGGAGAUGCGCCUGGAGCUCGUGGGCGUUGGGCGCUGGGUGCGGCGAGGCGGCAAGCGCUACGCGUGGGGAAGAACCGAGGGCAUGGUGCCAUGGUCUCGUGGGUGCCUAGUGCCAUGGACGCGUGGGUGAUUUUGAAUUUGAAUUUCUGAGAAGGAUUGAGGAAGACGAUCGCGGGGAAGACGAUCGCAGGGGUAGAAACGUCCUUCUGACAGAAAUCGGUGCUGUCGGAAUUUUGAAAAUGCUCCUACAUUUCAGGACGGAGUGAUUGAGUGUUGGGGACACUAUCAUUUGAAGCACAAGAGCAAGGAGUUCAUCAUGAACAACACCAUCUAUUACCUUUUGCAAAGUGGUGUCUCUUAGAUUGGUUAGGUGUCACUUGGGAGCCUCCAAGAUAUUGUGGAGUUGAAUCAAGGAGUUUGUAAGGGCAAGCAGAUCGCCUACUUCAUGAGAAUCUACCCGAGUGAGGCUAGUACUUCGUGGGCGUAAGCCAUGAUGGAAAAGACAAGGUUGAUUCUUCAUGGGUGGAGCCCUCCAUAGACUCGCGCAAAUGUUACCCUCUAUGGGUUGAAGUCGCCAUCAAUGUGGAUUUACGAUAGCACCACCUAUCGGAACCAUGACAAAAAUCAUCGUAUCCUCAUUGUGUUUGAUAUC